This is a messenger RNA of Caenorhabditis remanei, 774 nucleotides long. RefSeq lists its product as uncharacterized. The transcript has 3 exons. The record is from RefSeq and is a predicted model, not a curated record. Bases 1 to 774 code for a protein of 257 amino acids. NCBI's taxonomy places the organism in Eukaryota, Metazoa, Nematoda, Chromadorea, Rhabditida, Rhabditidae.
AUGAACCGAAACUCCAACAAAUCAAGAAUAGCCAAAAUCAAGAGCACACGAUCUAGAGACUCUGCUGCUGUCCCGUCACCAAGAACUGAGCGUGAUCGACACACCCAUUUGAGAGCUAGAAAUGGACCAGCUGUGAAUCAAAAUACCCACUAUGCUCCUAUUGUUUCACCAGCCGGAAGAAAGAAUAGACGUCAAGUUCAACAGGAAAGAGCAGCGAAUGCACGUAGAGGUCUACGAGAGAAAUAUAAAGAUAGACAACGUGCUGCCGCCAAUGUUCCAGCAAAUGUGGCUCCAGCAGCUCCUGCGGCUCCAUCAUCUCAUGCGGGUCAAUCAGUCGCCGAUCCCUCGAUUACUCGACGAAGACGUGCCUCUGCUCUACGGUCUCCGGUGGCUCCAGUUUUGACGCGUCGUCGUGCGACAUCUCGGCCAGAUCCACGCUCAGCUUCACGCUCCACUCCACUGUCGGCUCCACGGCCAGCUCCGGCUACUGCAACUUCCCGUCCAUCUGCCCCUCGUCGUUCGGCUCCAGUUCCAUCAGUUCCGCCUACAGCCCCUGCACCACCAAUCGCACGACAAACUUCUAUGGGCGAUCAGGAGGCGAUGAUUGCACUCAUCGGACAAUCUAUGCAUCCCACACGAGCAGCUGUCAAACAGCUAAGGGUCAAAACAACAAAUGGAGGACAGGGAUCGACUUCUGAUGCGCCAGCCCCCAAAAAGCCACGGAUGACUGCAGUACAGCAACAGUCAAAAAAAGACAGAGGAGGCAAGAAAUGA